Molecule: messenger RNA, 810 nt
Organism: Mesocestoides corti
Lineage: Eukaryota; Metazoa; Platyhelminthes; Cestoda; Cyclophyllidea; Mesocestoididae
Source: the annotation of a GenBank genome assembly
AUGGUGGGCUUUGUGGUUGCUCUGAUUAUUCUUACAGUUAGUGUUCUUGCAGUUUUGAAAUGUUGGUGCAGAAAGCCUGCUGACUUGUCGGAUGAGAUCAUUUUAAUAACAGGCGCCAGUAGAGGAAUCGGCCGACUGCUUACUUUAUCAUUGUCAAAAUACUGUCGUUCCAUUAUUGUUGUGGAUGUAGAUGCAAAGGGCUUGGAGGAAACCUUAAAUGCUAUCACUGCGAUUUGGCGUACCGUCGUUUUGAGAAAUGAUAAUUUUUGUAGAAACUUGGACGAAAUAAAGAAAUUUGCGAAGGAUGUUCGGAGGAAUUACGGGCGAGUGACAAUGCUGAUUAACAACGCGGGCAUUGUCAACGGAAACUUCAUAAUCGAUAUUCAGAAUUCCAGCGUCGAGAGAUUGAUUCGUGUGAAUCUUCUUGCCCCACUUUACUUGGUGAAGGAGUUUUUGCCAGGCAUGCUGGGUAACGGCCACUUUGUCUUUCUUUCCUCAGUAGCCAGUCAAUCCGUAGUAGCGUCUCUUGCUGAUUACUGUGCAUCGAAGGCAGGACUAUCAGCUGUUGCGGACACGUUGCGCGUCGAACUGGAUAUAAUGGGGGCGUUAAAGUACAUUUCCGUGACUGAUAUCCGUCCUUUCGUCAUAAAUACAGGCCUUUUUGAAGGUUUCAAGUGCAGGUUGUCCUGGCUGUUCCCUAUUCUGCGUCCAGAAGACACCGUCCAACGUAUUGUUGAGGCCAUUCGUCACCGGGAAGGGGUUGUGUACAUCCCUUGGUGGAUGUGGUUUAUACCGCUCAUUCAUCGGUGA